GGUUGGGGGGUGGCGCGGACAAAGGGACCCGCUCACCACCCCCACCGGCCUCGGCGCGCUCCGGGCUCCCAUCUCACAUCUGGAAUUCAUUGCAGCUACCGCCGGAAAGGGGCGGGGAGGAGGGCGGGGCGAGUAGGGGCGGAGGCAGUGCCUCUCCCCGCCCCCCGCUUCAUCCAGGUCCCAAGCCCCGGGACGCAGCCGAGCCCGGCGGGCAGCCCCAGCCCCAGCCGCGGCCGUCCCGGGGACGGAGACGCCAAAGCCCCUCCGGCCAGGGCAGGGACCCGGGCCCGCCUAACCAGCUCUGACAGCUCCAUGGCCUCGGCUGGCCACUGAGCCCCACCAUGGGCAACCUGUACUCGGAGUACCUAAGCACCACCAAGGUUGAGGAGCACUACAAUUACACCAAGGAGACACUCGUCACACAGGAGACAGUCUCCCGGCAGGUGGCCUCAGCCCUCAUCAUCAUCCUGUGCUGUGCCAUAGUGGUAGAGAACCUGCUGGUGCUCAUCGCAGUCGCCCGAAACAGCAAGUUCCACUCAGCCAUGUACCUGUUCCUGGGCAACCUGGCCGCCUCGGACUUGCUGGCAGGCGUGGCCUUUAUAGCCAAUACCUUGCUCUCAGGCUCUGUCACGCCGCAUCUGACACCUGUACAGUGGUUUGCCCGUGAGGGCUCAGCUUUCAUCACACUCUCCGCCUCUGUCUUUAGCCUCCUGGCCAUCGCCAUUGAGCGGCAUGUGGCCAUUGCCAAGGUCAAGCUCUACGGCAGUGACAAGAGCUGUCGCAUGCUGCUGCUCAUUGGGGCCUCAUGGCUCAUCUCGCUGGUUCUGGGUGGCCUGCCCAUCCUUGGCUGGAACUGCCUGGGCCACCUAGAGACCUGCUCCACCGUUCUGCCACUCUACGCCAAGCACUACGUGCUCUGUGUGGUAACCAUCUUCUCUGUCAUCUUAUUGGCCAUCGUAGCUCUGUAUGUCCGCAUCUACUGCGUGGUCCGCUCCAGUCAUGCCGAUGUGGCCGGCCCACAGACACUGGCCCUGCUCAAGACGGUCACCAUCGUACUAGGUGUCUUCAUUGUUUGCUGGCUGCCUGCUUUUAGCAUCCUCCUCCUGGACUAUGCCUGUCCUGUGCACUCCUGCCCUAUCCUCUACAAGGCCCAUUACUUUUUUGCCUUCGCAACCCUCAACUCGCUGCUCAACCCUGUCAUCUACACGUGGCGCAGCCGGGACCUUCGGUGGGAGGUACUGCGGCCGCUGCAGUGCUGCCGGAGGGCGGCAGGGGUGCAAGGACGGCGGGUUGGGGCUCCAGGCCACCGCCUCCUGCCCCUCCGUAGCUAUAGCUCACUGGAGAGGGGCACCCACAUGUCCACGUCACCCACAGUUCUGGAGGGCAACACAGUGGUUUGAGGGACAAAUGGGCUGACAACCAGGCCAUGGCAGAGGGCACCGCGGACAGGUGCUGGGUGACUUCAGAUAGAGAUGUGGGACUGCCAAGCAAGACGGCCACCUUAACAGACCUGGGUUGAUAUUGAAAAUCUUUCAUACCUGGGAUGGCCAGUUGAGGCACUGACCAGUUGGAAGGCAGAGCUGCAGGAGGGUCCUGGAGGCCAGUGCAGUGACUGGCAUAACCCCUUCAGAACUGGACUGUGAGGAGGUCCUGGAGACCUGGAAAGGACCCAGGUAACAGCAGGCAGGCACUCAAGCAGAGCUCAGGGCAGGAGCAAUUUACAACGUGGUACAAAGGAUUUUAUUGCAUGACUGACCUCCACCCUGUGCCAGACUCUUCUCUGAAUUCACCCCCCUUGUCAUCUUGUCCUGGCAACUUCAGGCCACUUUCUUGGAACUGCUGUCCUGAGGGGCUGGAGGCCUCCUCCCUGACCAUCAGGGCAGCCCCAGUUAACAGCUCCCUGGGCACAAAUCCACAGCUUCCCCAAAUUUCACCAGCUGACACUUUGGCCACUUCUUCCCUUUCCUCUUACUCCACGAGAUGCCAGGAAACCAUGGGCUGGAGGGGGAGGGGGCUCAACCCCAUUUUCAGACCUCAUGGGCCAGCCGCACUGUUUGGGGCACAGAGAAAUCACCAAGGGCUAGAAAAACCUGGCUGGGGCUGGGGCAGCAAGGCACCCAGGAGGCCUCUGGGUCUCUCAAGGACACAGGGUGGAACUUGAGAAAGUCUGGCAGAGCUCUUAGCCAAGGACCCUUCCACCUCCAAAAAACAACCACCCACAGUCUACUUCCUCCUCCAGCUCCAGCUGAGGUGCCAGAUCUCCUAAGGCAGGGCAGCCUUGAGCCCGCUGUACCUCCUUUCAAGGUGUAUUGGACGGAGCAGGGAGUGGAGGUGCUGAGGACAUUUGUAGGGGCUCUUCCCUAACCUGCCCCAUAAGGACUUUGCUAAAUCCUGUGGAUAGAUAGAAGAAUCACUGCGGUACAAACAUAUAUUUAUGUGUGUCUAUCAGUGUCUGUGUGUGUCUCUGUGUUGGUAUAUGUGAUGCCUGCGACCCCCUGUCCCCACCAUGUUUCCCCAGAAUGGAUGCUGUUCUGUCUCCUUAUGUCUGUGUUGAAGCUGCCAAAGAGGGGCCUGGCUCCAGACAGACCCCUUCAUAAUCUCUGGCUCGUUUCCCCACUUGAGAGCUGGGCUGCAGCUCACCUUGGGGAAGGGAGCAUUAUGCCUCAAAAUGAUUUUUUUGUGAAUGCAAAGGCUGGGAGGGUCUUUGGUGGGGGCCAGGAGCCAGUUGGGGGCUUGGCUCCCCUCAUUCAACUCCCCAGAUGUCCCUCCAAUGUCUGAGACAAGACCCAGGCCAAUAAACGGUUCAAUUUCUCUUUC
This is a messenger RNA of Phyllostomus discolor (pale spear-nosed bat), 2817 nucleotides long. RefSeq names its product sphingosine-1-phosphate receptor 2 (gene S1PR2). The transcript has 2 exons. The record is from RefSeq and is a predicted model, not a curated record. Gene Ontology annotation, cellular component: membrane. Bases 342 to 1400 code for a protein of 352 amino acids. Gene Ontology annotation, molecular function: sphingosine-1-phosphate receptor activity. Gene Ontology annotation, biological process: sphingosine-1-phosphate receptor signaling pathway. Lineage: Eukaryota; Metazoa; Chordata; Mammalia; Chiroptera; Phyllostomidae.